CAGAGAGCAACGAGCAAGCACAUAUCAACAGCGAGGCCGAUAUGGAAGCGGCCAAGACCCCUCAGGUGUAUACUUCGUCUGGUUACGAGCUCCCCGAGUCGUCGACGGCCAUCAACCGCGACCGACCGACCGGCAACGAGACUGAGAAUCCAUUCACCUCCGGAGUAAGCACACCACAAGCAGAGACCACUGAUCCGUACGACGACUUUCCCGAUGGCGGCACCCGCUCCUGGCUCGUCGUGCUGGGCUCCUUUUUCCUGCUCAUGGCCUCCUACGGCCUGAUGAACUCCGUCGGCGUGCUACAAUCCUACCUCGAAACCCACCAGCUAGAAGGCUACUCGAGCCGCGACGUCGGCUGGAUCUCGGGCAUCUUCGUCUGGACGUCCCUCGGGCUCGGUGUCUUCGUCGGCCCUCUCUUCGACGCCUACGGCCCCAAGGAGCUCGUCACCGCUGGGACGGGGAUCUACUCCCUCAGUGUCCUUCUCAUGGCCGAGUGCACGCUGUACUGGCACUUUGUCCUGUGCUUCGGGUUUCUAGCCGGGAUUGGUGCUGCGCUUAUCAGUAACGUCGGCAUGUCCUGCGUUCCACAUUGGUUCCAGGCCAAGGCAGGAAUGGCGAUUGGGACGGCCAUGGCCGGGUCGGGUCUGGGGGGUGUCAUCUUCCCAUAUAUCCUGCGCGGCACGUUUGGCAGUGUCGGCUAUAAAUGGGGUAUGCGCAUCACUGCGCUUGUUGUGCUUGUUAUGUGUGGUAUCGCAUCGUUUCUUGUCAAGUCGAGGCUGCCGAGGAAUGGGCGGUUAAAGGCCGCGUUUGAUAUUCGCUGUUUCAAAGAUGCGAGGUUUACUUGGAUGGCGCUGGCUACUUUCUGCCUCGAACUCGUCGUCUUCGCCCUCAUCGGCCUCCUUCCCACCUACGUCCUCGGCCAGGGUUUCAGCGCAGCCUCCAGCGUCAAUCUCCUCGUCGUUCUAAACGUAACAAACUGCAUCGGCCGCCUCAUCGCCGGCCGCGUCGCAGACGCCUACGGCCGCCUCAACGUCCUCAUCCUGCUCAUCGCCAUGGCCGUAAUCCUAAUCUUCACAAUCCUCUACCCCUUCAGCCACUCCCUAAUCGCCCUGUACAUCUUCAGCGCGCUCUACGGAAUCACAUCCGGCUCCUUCAUCUGCCUCGCCCCCGUCUGCGUGCGCCAGAUCUCCCCUGCGAAGGAAAUCGGGAUGCGCUUCGGGACAUUCUACUGUCUCGUUUCCUUUGCGACGCUGAUCUGUAUACCGAUUGGUGGCGAGAUGCUCGAGAAGGUCGGCGCGCGCAUGGUGGUUGUCUGGUUGGGCGGUGUGCUCGUUGUGGCGAUGGGGAUGUUUCUGGCCGCGAGGUGGGCGUGUCUGGGGUAUCGAUGGGAUUGGGGGAGUAAGAUCUGAGAUUCGGCUGGGCUGGAUCGGAGGAGGGGAGCUUGCUGUCGUUGUCGAGAGCUUGGAAGUGGAUUGUGGAGUUUGGAUGGUAGAUAGCGCUUGGGCUGAGGUCAGGACGGUGAUCCGUGGUCCAUCGCGCCUACCUCGACUUGUCAGGCCGUUUGGUAUUUGAGGACGGAGCGACCAACGCGGCGAAUAAACGCACCUGCCCUACUCGAAAGCCAUUAAUCAAUUUCAGGAGGAACGGGCCUCAGCAGAAGAAGGCAGCAGGGACCCAGGACACCCUCCCCCACCGCCCAAGUGCCUGCGAGCAUGUUCAACUUUUGGAUGGGUAGGCAGAAGGCAGGAUUUGAACGGGAAAAGUGAUACAUUCAUUGUCUAUUUAGCGUGCGUGUCUGGUGAGCGUCUGUGGUUAUGCUGUAUACUCGUUCGCCGUCCAUCAAGCUACCUUUCGCUGUUGAAAUUGUCGUCGAUCAAUAAACUAUCCAAAGUAUACCAAAACCAACGCGCGAGAUAUUCAUAUUGAAAUGUUUUUGAUUCUUUUUUGUUCUUUUCGGAUUUUUUCUUUUCUGCUACCGUAUGAUACAUCCCAGAGAUCAUCGCAGAUCAAUCAAUACAUGAAAAAAA
This is a messenger RNA of Aspergillus calidoustus, 2027 nucleotides long. Lineage: Eukaryota; Fungi; Ascomycota; Eurotiomycetes; Eurotiales; Aspergillaceae. The record is from the annotation of a GenBank genome assembly.